GUGUUGAGCUGAGCUGAGGAGGAGGAGGAGGAUGUUAUGGAAGUGACUGAAACAGACACAGGGAUGUUAACGUUAAUCAUGCACAAAUCAUUUACUGCUUAUGUACAGAGUUCUGAAUGACAGAGGGAGCUGCCAUGGUGAGAGUGCUGAUGGAGCUGGUGCUGGCCAUCCUCUGCCUCCUGUCAGUAGUUUCUCGGGUCCUCAGUGUCUCUGGUGAACAUUAUGGGAUUAACAAAACUCACCACCACGAUUACUGCAUACUGGGGGCUGGACCUGCAGGCCUGCAGAUGGGUUACUUCCUCUCCCGGAGUCACAGAGACUAUAUAAUAUUAGAGCGAAACACUGGACCUGGAAGUUUCUUCCAGAGGUAUCCUCGACAUAGAAAACUUAUCAGCAUCAAUAAGAUCUACACAGGGAGACAAAACAAGGAAUUCAACCUGCGUCAUGACUGGAACUCUCUGCUGAGUGACCAGCCGGACCUGCUGUUUCAGAGAGUCAGUGAGGACCUGUACCCUCACGCUGACGCCUACCCCCUCUACCUCUCUAUGUUUGAGAGAGAGCUGGGACUGCGGGUUAAAUACGCCACUGAUAUAGGAAAAGUUCGAGCUGCAGAUUUCACUGGAAGCAAAGGCUACAUACUGACUGAUCAGCAUGGGGCAGAUUAUAAAUGCAGGGUUCUGUUUGUGUGCACUGGCCUGUGGGUUCCUCAGCAGGUGGAUUUUGUUGGCUCUGACUUGGUGGAAGGCUACGAGUCCAUUCCCACAGAUCCUGAGGAUUACAAAAAUCAGGCUGUGUUGAUCUUGGGCAAAGGAAACUCCGCCUUUGAGACGGCGCAGAGCAUUUUGGGCAGAGCCAGCCGGAUCCACAUGUACAGCCCGAGCCCUGUGCGACUAGCCUGGAAGACACACUAUGUUGGAGACCUCAGGGCGGUGAAUAAUGAACUAUUAGACACUUACCAGCUAAAGUCUCUGGAUGGUUUAGUAGAGGGAGGACUGGAGGACAUUGCCAUUGUCCGUAGGGGACAAGAUGGAGGGAAAAGUAGGAGAACUGGGGGAAAAAAGAGGACUGUUAAAUCUACAGAGAGGAAAGAACAGUUCUACCUUACUCUCUCUGAACUUUUGGAUAAUCGUAACAGCAACAAAAGCGGUAACAUUACUGCUGAAAAUCUGCCUGGAUAUCAUGACGACAACUUCUCAUUACGGCAACCGUAUGACCGAGUGAUCCGCUGUCUGGGGUUCCGCUUCAACUUCUCCAUCUAUGACGGCUCAGCUCGCCUGCUGCACAGCAGUUGUGCUCGUGGCCGCCUUCCAGCAUUAACUGCGUGGUAUGAGGGCAGGGGAACCCCCAACCUGUUUGUCUUGGGAACAGCUGCCCACUCCAGAGACUACCGCAUGUCCGCUGGAGGCUUCAUUCAUGGGUUCCGUUACACAGUGCGUGCAGUGCAUAAGGUGUUGGAACAGCGUUACCACAACAUUGCUUGGCCAGCUACCAGACUGUCCACCAGUCAGCUGCUUUCCUGGAUUUUGAAAAGAGUGAAUGAAGCUUCUGGACCAUACCAAAUGUUUGGGGUGUUGGGGGAUGUUAUACUGCUACAGGGCUCUCACUGUGAGUAUCUGGAGGAGUUUCCAGUGCAGGCCAUGCCUCAGUUGUCCACUCUGUCAGGCCGACUUGUCUCAGAACAUGGCCUCCUUGUCCUGGUCAUGCAGUACGGACUGAACCGAACCGACACACUCGGGCCUGGCCGUGCUGAGUCCGAGUGGACCAAAGCCUGGAAGUCCAACUUCCUCCACCCGGUCAUUUACUACUACCGCAAACUUCCAACUGAGAAAGAUAUGAAGCAGCGUCCGGUUGGUUGGCCACUGCCGCGUCCUGAUGCUGUGCAUCACAUGGUAGAGGACUUCCUGACCGAGUGGGAUCAGCCCAUCUCUCACAGCCAGCCACUCAGGCACUUCCUCGAGCACUGCCUUCAGACUGAUCUCAGAGCAUUCUAUGCAGAAUCUUGUUUUCGACUUUCCCUAACCAGUCGCAAGCCGCCCCUGUUCUGCCAGCAGGGCUACCUAAACAAACAGGGCUUUGUGGGAAACAGCCACCUGUGGCAGCACGCCCGAGAGGCUGGACUCAUGCCAGCUCAUCAGGGCUCAGUUACUCCUGCUGGUGACGGGACGUUUUCUGAAUUCCUGACCCACGCUGGUGCUGCAGUGACUUCAACAAUCAACUUUGACCUUUAAACGAACUUAAACCAAAGACUAAAUUAUCCGUGGUUCUGAAACUCGGUACUUUCUGUCUAUACCUUUUUAUGGUACUUCAUAAAUGCCUCAUAUUUUCAUCCAGGAUUAUUAUUGUUAUGUUAAAAAUUGUUAGAAUUUGAUAUUAGCAGUUCUUCUCUAAAUAAUGAUGUGUAUAUGUUGGGUUGGGUUCUGCUAUGAAAUACUUAAUUUAUUUUUUAUACGUGCCAGGUACUGAACUGAUUUUUUAAAAAGGACUGAUACAUGCCAGUAUUGAGUGAGGAUUGUUACAGAUAUACUGUACAAGCUACAGUUUUAACAAGAUAUAAGGGAACAGUCACCCAGACUUUGAGACAGUGAACAUAUUUAUAAUAAAAUUAGUUAUUGUGAA
Molecule: messenger RNA, 2616 nt
Organism: Astyanax mexicanus (Mexican tetra)
Lineage: Eukaryota; Metazoa; Chordata; Actinopteri; Characiformes; Acestrorhamphidae
Gene: foxred2
Product: FAD-dependent oxidoreductase domain containing 2
Exons: 10
Coding region: 117-2228 (703 amino acids)
Molecular function (GO): monooxygenase activity; flavin adenine dinucleotide binding
Source: RefSeq, a predicted model, not a curated record